Gymnodraco acuticeps is the source of this 1657-nucleotide messenger RNA. Its product is annotated as nucleolin 1-like. The transcript has 5 exons. NCBI's taxonomy places the organism in Eukaryota, Metazoa, Chordata, Actinopteri, Perciformes, Bathydraconidae. The record is from RefSeq and is a predicted model, not a curated record. Gene Ontology annotation, biological process: cobalamin transport. Gene Ontology annotation, molecular function: cobalamin binding. The coding region runs from base 68 to 1042 and encodes 324 amino acids.
UCACGACUAAGCAGGAGCUUCUUCAGAAAGAUUCAGAGAACUCCUACAGGUUUAGUCCGACGUCAGAAUGAUGAACCCUGCUUUCCUCUCUGUGGCUCUGCUGCUGCUGCUGCUGCUUCCUGGGGCCCCAGCUAGAAAGGACUCACCUGAAAGUGAUUCACCUGAAAGCAUUCCAGCUGAAAGUGAUUCAGCUGAAAGUGAUUCAGCUGAAAGUGAUUCACCUGAAAGUGAUUCACCUGAAAGCAUUCAAGCUGAAAGUGAUUCAGCUGAAAGUGAUUCACCUGAAAGCAUUCAAGCUGAAAGCAUUCAAGCUGAAAGUGAUUCAGCUGAAAGUGAUUCACCUCAAAAUGAUUCAGCUGAAAGCAUUCAAGCUGAAAGUGAUUCAGCUGAAAGUGAUUCACCUGAAAGUGAUUCACCUGAAAGCAUUCAAGCUGAAAGUGAUUCACCUGAAAGUGAUUCACCUCAAAAUGAUUCAGCUGAAAGCAAUUCAGAUGAAAGCAUUUCAGCUGAAAGCAUUCCAGCUGAAAGCAUUUCAGCUGAAAGCAAUUCAGCUGAAAGCAUUUCAGCUGAAAGCAUUUCAGCUGAAAGCAAUUCAGCUGAAAGCAUUUCAGCUGAAAGCAAUUCAGAUGAAAGCAUUCCAGCUGAAAUCAAUUCAGAUGAAAAUAUUUCAGAUGAAAAUAUUUCAGAUGAAGUUGCACCAACUCCAAAUUGUGUAACUCCCUUCAGCAUCCUGGUGUCAAACUCUGUAACCAACGCUCCCAACAAGACCUACAGCACGUGUGUGGUUUACAGAGGAAUCUUACUGGGAGGAAUGAGGAGACUGCAGGAAACAAACAAAGGGUUUAGGUUCACCUACACCGAGGAUCCCAACUACGGCCCAUAUCUGCAGAGUGUGAAUGGUUUGAAAGGCAGUACAAAGGACCGCACUUACUGGGAGCUGCUGGUCAAAAAAGCCAACGAAACCAUCAGACUUAAUGUUGGUAUUGGAGCUUUCAUUCCGAGUGAAAAUGACCAAAUCAUCCUGAAUUUUAAGGAGUACUAAAGGAUCCAACGCCACUGGAAAUCAUCAUAAGAUCAAAGCCAGAUUCCACUGUAUGAUUAUGUAUUUCAUACAUUCAGAUAUAAAUAACAGCUUGAUACAUAACCCCUAAUGUAAACAAGAGGGGUUCGCAUUACGAUGUCUUGACUUUUUGAUGGUCUCAUGGGAAUCCACCUUCACUUUAAAUGUUCUGCUUGUAAUCAAAUAUUUCUUCUUUCCUAUUACUGAGGCAGACAUAACACUAUACUCACUUGAACAUGCUUUGUGUGAAUCUUUCUGUACCAGGAAACAAACAAUUUCCUGGUAAAACAUCAUGCACACCAUUGUUGGCAUUCAUCCUGUUAAACAUUUCCUAAACAAUAUGAAGGUCACCACUUACAGGUGGCAACACAAUACUGAUAUAUAAUUGUUGGUUAAUGUUUGGGUAAUUAAGGAAACUGUCUUAGGAGUCAGUAACAGAAUACGAUGCAAGUGUAACAGCAUGUAAUGUGUCUACUUACUGUAAGUCUUUGUUAAUGUUAAGACUCUUUCUAUUUCUUAAUUGAUCAAGAAUAAAUGUAGUUAUUCGUUCAUAGAAGACACAUUUUCUGUUAAAAUAAAGUGUUUCAAGAAUAAUAA